Lepus europaeus (European hare) is the source of this 3243-nucleotide messenger RNA. It is a transcript of the gene NCALD, whose product is annotated as neurocalcin delta. The record is from RefSeq and is a predicted model, not a curated record. The transcript is spliced from 5 exons. NCBI's taxonomy places the organism in Eukaryota, Metazoa, Chordata, Mammalia, Lagomorpha, Leporidae. Bases 154 to 735 code for a protein of 193 amino acids. Gene Ontology annotation, cellular component: cytosol. Gene Ontology annotation, molecular function: tubulin binding; actin binding; calcium ion binding. Gene Ontology annotation, biological process: calcium-mediated signaling.
GAGUGGCCUCUGACUGGAGCCUGCCGUGGGCUGUGAGAGAUACGCCACCAGUUGCAGGGCCACGGCUGUGCUGGUGAUACACUGGGCUGGAACAGGAGGCACGCUCCGAGAAAGGCCCUGAGGGACUGCCAACCUUGAACUCGCGCUGCCGGGAUGGGCAAGCAGAACAGCAAGCUGCGGCCGGAGGUCAUGCAGGACCUGCUGGAGAGCACCGACUUCACGGAGCACGAGAUCCAGGAGUGGUACAAAGGCUUCUUGAGAGACUGCCCCAGCGGACAUUUGUCCAUGGAAGAGUUUAAGAAAAUCUACGGGAACUUUUUCCCUUACGGGGACGCUUCGAAAUUUGCGGAGCACGUGUUCCGUACCUUCGACGCCAACGGAGACGGGACGAUAGACUUUAGAGAGUUCAUCAUAGCCCUGAGCGUGACAUCGAGGGGCAAGCUGGAGCAGAAGCUGAAGUGGGCCUUCAGCAUGUACGACUUGGACGGGAACGGCUACAUCAGCAAGGCGGAGAUGCUAGAGAUUGUGCAGGCCAUCUAUAAGAUGGUUUCGUCCGUCAUGAAGAUGCCUGAGGAUGAGUCAACCCCGGAGAAAAGGACGGAGAAGAUCUUCCGCCAGAUGGACACCAACAGAGACGGAAAACUCUCCCUGGAGGAAUUCAUCCGUGGAGCCAAAAGCGACCCGUCCAUUGUGCGCCUGCUGCAGUGCGACCCAAGCAGCGCUGGCCAGUUCUGAGCGCCCACCGUGAACCGGAGAGCCGCUCGCGUGCCCUUUCAGUUCUUUUUAACUUUUUUUUGUUUUUUGUUUUUUGUUUUUUUUUGCCAAACGAUGUUGAUGGUGAUGCUGUCCCCUGUGCGGUCAGAUGCACCUUCCUCCGUGACGCCUUCAGCUUCUUUUGUCGUGGACGCUUCGUGGGAAUGCCCAGAGUCCCCCCGUGCGCUUGUUGGCAAGCAUGGACAGACUUCGUGGUGUUUGUUGUUUGACAAUUUUUAAUCAUUAUCGGGUUUUUCUCUUUUGAUUCUAAUGUCUCUGUUCUUAAACCUAAGACUCCGGGGAUCAGAGAAGGGAAGCUCAUCCCGCGCAGUAAUCCCACCGCAAGCUUAGAAGGGCUUUUGUUGGAAAGACCACUCCCAUUCCCCAUCUGUCUCCGGCAGCGCAGGCCCGGAGGAGCGAUGGGUGGCACCAGAGGUAGGAUACCGCAAGAACAAGUUCCCUUUGGCGGCGAGGCUGUUAAGCGGAGCCGGGAUAUCCCCCAUGGAGCACCCUGCUCCGCCCUCCGCCCCAGCAAGCUGUAGUUUCUAAGCUGUGAACAUUUCAAGGUGAAUUAUAGAGGAGAGGGAAAAGAUGGCUCAGCUGUUUUUUUCACAGGUUUACACUAGUUGAGCUAAUACGAUUUCUUUGGAAAUUAAACACAAAUGGUGACAUAUUCCAAAACCAGACCCUCUUGUUGACUAUUGUGAUGGAAAGAAGGCGAGGACUGCUGUAUAUACAAUAUCGGGUAUUGCAGACCAAAUUAAGUGUUUUGCCUUGUUUAAAUGACAUGCAUGUAUAGUGAGCACUAAUACAAUCUUAUUCCAGAAGACUGUAUGCAGUAGCUUAUCGUGAAGUAAGCCAACUAGAAUGAAUGUCUGUCUUGUUUUAAAGUCGUAUCUGUCUUUGCACAAACGUACCAAUUGACAAGUAUAUUUUAUAGAUUCCAUAAAAGCACGGAGUAGCCCCGGUGAAGACUCAGCUCUCAUUAGGAUGCUUUUCCAGAGUCGCGGCACAGGUGCAAGGAAGGUUGACCAGAGCCCCGGAAGAGCUGAACAUUUGUGAGAGGAACGGGGCUGCUGCUUGGCUCCCAGCCCAGCAGGUCACAGCAGCGUUAGAUGGAGGGGAAGCUUUUUUGAGAAGAUCAGUUCUGCAGACUCAAAAAAGAAAAAGAAAAAAAAGAAAGCCUAAAUUCUCCAAACUUUCCAAUGAUUUAAUCCGUGUGUGUACAUGGUUAAAGAGCCAUCUCUAGGAUGUUCGUGUUUCCACACCCCCAGCACCCUUUAAAGAGUCCAAGUUCGGGCAGUCAUCUAAUUCCUUACAUGGACGGCCCCGGCAGGUGCAUCGUGCCUCCAGGGCCCACUGUGGGAGAGUCCAGCAGUUGUUUUUUCUUUCCCUCGAUGUGUUCUUUGAAUCCAGUUUGCUGUUUCUAGAGGGGACAGCACAUAUCUGAGCUGCUGUCUGAGCUGGCGACCUCGGACAUGAACAUUUGAAUCGAAAGCUGAGAGUCAACGCUGUUGGUCCCACACCGGAGGUGCACGACCCACAGGCCCUCAGGGAGAAAGGUGGGGAAGCUACCUGGGGAGGAGGCAGCGCAGGCCCUAAGGGGCCUGUGUGCUGCCCCCGUCACCGCCUGUGGAACAGGAACCGUGGGCAGAAGAACCUCACGGCCAUGAGGAAAAUGUCACUGAGCCCCUUCUCCCAUCCGGUUCCUGUGCAUGACCUGAGUUCGUUCUAAGUGGUCACAAAAAGGCAAGUGUGUGGGAAGCAGCUUUGUAGAGCGAAACUCUGAGACCCGGGCUCAGUGAAACCACCCCAGUCUUUGUGAGAGCCAGUUCCUCAUAGUUGUUCUCAAUCAAGACGUCCCAGACUCCUCCAUGGGCCAGGUAGUGUUUAGAAAACGAGGGGAUUAACCCCCGGGGAGGUGUGGAGCAGCAGGUGGGUGAGGUGGCCCAGCACUCGCUGUCCAUUGUGUUCAGGAGAUGCACCCUGCUGUCUCCUGCACUGGCUGAUGACCUAAUCCCUGCUUUGUGCCCUCUUCUGAUGCCUGGGAUGGACUAGCGUUCUUUGGCCGUGACUUCUUAUUGGGCCAGACCCACCCUGUUCCUUAGAACCUGGAGCAACAAAGGUCCCUAGUUGUUUAGGAGAGAAAACAGACGCCCGGCUAAUGACCACCGAUGCUCCCUGAAGAUUGAGAAACCACCCUGAAGCCGGCCCUCCACUGACUCCAUCUGUGUUUCCCCCGACGGUUGCUCUUCUGUGUUUCUGGCUUCCCAGGAAGACCUUGGUAUGUCCACUCCGAUGCACCCGAGUCUGGCCCAGGGACUGAUUGCACAGCACGCAGAAGGCCGGGUGCCUGAUGGUUUCUGUCACUCCUGUGCUGGGCUGCUCAUGGUCAUUGCUGUGUUGGGGACCUGUGAAACUGGGGUGUGUUUUGUCCCAAAUAAAGCCAGCCUGUGAUGCCCAAGGGACUGGAAAUAAAAUGACUUAGGC